GGUGUGGAAUAAUGAGCCGGUGGGCACUUGUCGGCCUCGCAUGCGCGGGGGUGACAGCCGCGGCUGUGCACACGAAAGCCAUGUGCAUCGCGACACACCAUCGAGUUCUCUUCAUGCAGGCCCUUCAUCUCUCGUCUGGGCAAUGCAGGGCCGACGACGAAACUUACUGGAGUGACUUGAAUGCAGGAACCAAUUCGCUGCAGACGUAUGUUCCACCUCGCGCUCACGUUCGGCCGAACCUCGCGUCGAAUUGGGCGGUGGCAAUUGCGCCGGGGGAUGCCAUUCAAAAGUAUCAAUUGAUCGAGCGGACAGCCGUGCUAGGUCUCUGCGGCCACGACGCGUUCGAACAUCCCACGUCGUUGGUGGUGGUAGGCGACGACGACGCGCCUCAUGCCACCACCUCUUCACCAUCGUAUCGCGUACCUUGGACCCAAAUGCAGCUGGGAAUGGAUGGUCACGAUGAGCCGCUCCUGCUGGAAGGUCCUUCCCUCGAAUACCAAUGCUCGACCGACCACAUCGAGUCGAUCUUCGUGAACCAGAAUUAUCGCCUUCGCAAGAAAUUCGACGGCGGCGCCCACGGCGAAGUGUGGCGCGCCAUCCGCACGUCCUACGACGAUGUCGACGAUGACGACGACGACAACAACGCACAUGAAGAAACAACGUCGUUUGUACUCAAGCGCAUGUUUGUGGAACUGGGCGAAGCGACGCAUUUGAGUGGCCAGCGUGAAGUGCACUUUGGCCACCAGUUGCGGGGAGAGCCCCACGUUGCCAGGUUUGUCGAGUCGUUCUAUCGAGACUCGGUGGUGGUCGAUGCCAAUGCAACGUCUCUGCAAGAGCUCUGGCUUGUGUUUUACGACGAAGGCAUUUCACUGCGCCAUUACAUGUACUCGAAAACCAAAUCCCACAUGUCUGUGCUCGUUGAACCCUCGCUGUUUUGGAAACGCAUGCGAUUGGAAGACGACGGCGCGGGCGUGUACAAGGAGAUCCUCCGGCAACUUCUAGAGGCCGUGGCGGUUCUUCAUGACCAAGGCAUCACCCAUCGGGACAUCAAACCAUCCAACAUCCUCAUUAGCCAGGACGACAACUUUAUUGUCAAGCUUGCCGAUUUUGGAUCGGCCGUGGAUACAUUCACACAUGAGCACUUGUACGGCGCAAAAGGACCGAGCCAGGCCGAAGAAACCCGCGAGUACCAGCCCCCCGAAGUGCUUUUCCAUGGGGACGACGUCCCGUACGACUACGCGGCGCCUACUUCGUAUGACUUGUGGUCCGUGGGGGUGGUUGCGCUCGAGCUGCUGCUCGGGUCUCCCCAUGUGUUUUCCAUUUCAUCACGAGCUCGGGCCAAAGUCGACCUGCACUUGCGAGACAAGUCGGAAGCCAUCCGCACCAAGAGCUACUUGCUCCAUGUGCUCACAGAGUUCUGCAUUUUCCAGCCGCCGUCGCUUGCGCGAUAUCACGCAGACUAUGCGUUGGUCCAUCGAUCUUGUAACUUUGGAACGUUCAACACGACGAUCCAGGCGCGGGAUCCGCUCGGGCGGGGGCUGACGGACCCAUAUGGGCUGCAUCUGCUAUGGCAACUGCUGCAAUGGGACCCCGCCAAGCGCAUUUCAGCGCGGGAGGCGCUCGUCCACGCGUACUUUCAAGGGCCGUACGUGUGCAACGAAACAGGCCGCCAUUUCCCAACCGAGGCCGACUUGGUGCUCCACCAAGCGUUUCUACAUACCAAGCGGACGCUCCACCGGUCGUUCGUCCUCCAGCGGCACGACGACCUCCCCGACGAGUACUUCUGCUCGUGUGGCCGCGCCUUUUCAAGUGUCGACGCAUGCAAUCGGCACCUGCACGCAAGACGGCACGCGACGCCGGAGCAGUCGACGUGCCGGUACGCCGCCGCCAAGUUGCGCGAGCAGCUGCCGCCUCCUCGACCUGUGGUCGACUCGACAGCGUUCGCGCACGGGCACGCCAUGUUCAACGGACGACGGCGGUACAUGGAAGACACGAUUGCGAUCGAGUCGCAUCCAGCAUACGACUUGUACGUGGUAUUGGAUGGCCACAUGGGGCUAGGAGCAGCGACGUUUGUCCGCCAGCAUAUUGGGGCCACGUUUGCGCUGCUCUUUGCAGACAUUGUGGGGCGGCCUGCCAAUAGUAGUAGUAAUAGUAGUACUAGUUCGACAACGAGCAAGGCCCAACAACGACAGAGGCUGCUGGAGGACCUGGCGUUACGGCAAACGUUGGCGGACGUGCACGCGGCAUUCUUGGCCCACGCGGACGACGGCGACUUUUCUGGGACGACGUGCACAUUGGUGGUGCAUUUCCGCCACGACCGGCGGCUGGUUGUGGCCAAUGUCGGCGACUCCCGCGCCGUGCUGUACACAGACGGAAUGGAUCAUACACAGGACAAUUCACGCCGAGCCCAUGGUGUGCAGCUGACUCAAGACCACUCACCCCACGACCCUGGCGAGCGCCGCCGCAUCGAGUCUAGCGGAGGUAGUGCAUAGUAGGUGUCGUACCGUGUCACAUGAUUGAAGAAUGGACGGGUAGGCUUUGUGUCGUUUGUGGGCGUGUGGCGGGUGAUGGGGCAGCUGGCCGUGUCGCGGUCGCUCGGGGACCGCCACCUGAGUCAGUACGUGAGCUGUGACCCGACCAUCUACCAUGUGGCCCUGCCGCCGUCCUCCGGCUUUGUCGUCGUCGCGUCCGAUGGGGUAUGGGAAAGCAUGACGAGUGCCGACGUCGGCCAGUUUGUGUCGGAGCGACUGAGGACGGACGCCGACUUGUACGAAAUCGCAGCCGACGUGGUGGUGGAAGCGUUUGUGCGCGGCAGCAGCGACAACCUGCUGGCGCUAAUCAUCGUUUUCGACGACAGUAGUUCAGAGGACUAGUCUAAUACUUUAGUAUGAUGGACUACACCUACUUGGAUAGUACUAAGUUUGUACUAUUUAUAGUAGUACUAGACAGGCAUAUGGACGAUUAUAUGC
This is a messenger RNA of Aphanomyces astaci, 2969 nucleotides long. RefSeq names its product CMGC protein kinase, variant 2. Gene Ontology annotation, biological process: protein dephosphorylation; protein phosphorylation; mitotic DNA damage checkpoint signaling. Gene Ontology annotation, molecular function: protein serine/threonine kinase activity; ATP binding; protein serine/threonine phosphatase activity. The record is from RefSeq and is a predicted model, not a curated record. Bases 12 to 2492 code for a protein of 826 amino acids. Lineage: Eukaryota; Oomycota; Saprolegniomycetes; Saprolegniales; Verrucalvaceae. Gene Ontology annotation, cellular component: nucleus; cytoplasm. The transcript is spliced from 10 exons.